This is a messenger RNA of Apiotrichum porosum, 1269 nucleotides long. RefSeq lists its product as uncharacterized. NCBI's taxonomy places the organism in Eukaryota, Fungi, Basidiomycota, Tremellomycetes, Trichosporonales, Trichosporonaceae. The coding region runs from base 1 to 1269 and encodes 422 amino acids. The transcript has 2 exons. The record is from RefSeq and is a predicted model, not a curated record.
AUGACUGCCGUCCGGCCCCGCAAGCACCCCAGCGCCGGUCGCAGUGCACGCGCGACAGCGGACGAACCCAUGGACAUCGACCCCUCUGACAGUGCAUCCCCGCCAGUCUCGCCGCUGGCCGGCUCCGCCGACGCGUCGGCCAUGUUUGACAAGCUCCUCGCAGACCUCGACGCAAAGUCCACCUACAAGGGAUACCGGCCCAAGACGAAGCGCGAGUGCUUUACGCGCUACGUCUUCCCUGGCCCUCCCGUCCCCGGAUUCACCCUUCCUCUCAACUUGAGCACGGCGGCGCUGCCUCCCCCGCCCAAGCGGCUUGCCGGCGCCGACGUCGAGCAAGCGCACGCCCGCCUGCGCACGCGCACACCCGGGACGGCGACGGCAUACAGGCUCAGCGUCCAGUACCAUGCGGGCAUCCACACCAUGCUCUGCGAGCAGGUCAAGCGCAUCCACGCCGAGCACCCGUAUGGCGACACCACCCCCCUUUCCCCGGCCGACAGGCAGAGCCAGCAAAUCGACGCCAUGGCCGUGGCCGAGUGGGUCCACAGCGCCGCCAAGCUCCAGAAAUCGGCGGGCACGCGCUCGCCCGACGAGCUCGUCGCGUCCACCGACGCGCUCAACCACCUCGGCGACCCGCUCAACACGUUUCUCGCGGACAAGAUCCACUUUACACCAGGCAGCAGCCCGCCAAAGCACACGCGCUGGGCCUGGCCGCCGACAAAGGACGCGAGCGACAGGACCGACUGGGUGUGUUAUUCCAACGGCGCCAAACGUGGUAUUCUCAAGUGGAAGCACGCGGUGACCGACUACGACAUGGCCAGCGUGCACGCCGCAGCAUCUGGCCCUGCCACGCGCGUGGCCGGUGGCAACUGGCCGCUCGACGUGCACCCGGGCUUUGAGAUCUGGUACGACGCCGACCACGGCCGCGUCCUCAACGACGGCAGGGUGAGCGAGAAUGGCGUCGACGCGUGUCUCCUGGCCUGGUCCGACUCGCACCACUACCGUACGCGCUGGUCCGUGCUGUUCAACGGCCGCACCGCGCUCGUCACGUACCUCGCCAAGCCCGACACGCUGUUCGUGACCGAGCUGAUCGGAUGCGAGGACGGCAAGCACACGGACGCACUCACGAUCGCGCUCGUCCUCUUCGCCAUUGCCACGCUGGACCGCACCGCCCGCCCCACCGUCUCGAUGAUGACCGAGGCGAUCAAGUGGCACCCCAAGCCGGCGAGGAUGCCCCAGUUUGUCGUUGACGGCAGUGGCGGCGACAAGUGA